AUGACCAAAACUGUUCCCCCGAAGACGCCGGCCUACGAAGACGCCGUAGGAUGCCAGAUCGCAUUGUUCGAAUGGGCCGAGAGCUACGACACCAAAGACUGGAGCCGUCUGGCAAAAUGCAUCGCGCCAACCCUCCGCAUUGACUACCGGAACGUAAUCGGCAAGCUGUGGGAGGCCAUGCCCGCCGACGAGUUCCUGGCGAUGGCAUCUAGCGAGAAAUUCCUGGGCAACGCGCGCAUCAAAACGCAGCAUUUUGUCGGCGCUGGGAAGUUGGUGCAGACCCAUGAGGACCGAAUCACCGGCCACCAUCAGAUGCGGGUUGCGCAUCAGAAGUACAAUGAUGAUGCGUUGACGGAGGUCUUGUAUACGGGCCAUGGCCAUGGAAAGGCUACUGUGCAGUUUUGCUUGGUUGAUGGGGUGUGGAAGUUUGCCGGCCUGGAGCCGGACAUUCGCUGGGCUGAGCAUGAUCUGGAGAAGAUUUUUGAAUAG
Molecule: messenger RNA, 489 nt
Organism: Aspergillus lentulus
Lineage: Eukaryota; Fungi; Ascomycota; Eurotiomycetes; Eurotiales; Aspergillaceae
Product: scytalone dehydratase
Biological process (GO): melanin metabolic process
Molecular function (GO): scytalone dehydratase activity
Source: RefSeq, a predicted model, not a curated record